Molecule: messenger RNA, 865 nt
Organism: Aspergillus novofumigatus IBT 16806
Lineage: Eukaryota; Fungi; Ascomycota; Eurotiomycetes; Eurotiales; Aspergillaceae
Exons: 4
Coding region: 194-688 (164 amino acids)
Source: RefSeq, a predicted model, not a curated record
UGCUAAUAUGUUGAAAUAGUACAAGUUGGCUGAGUAUGUGGUGUCGGAUGACGAGACGGCUGCAGACAGUGAUGGCUCUGGUGAUGAAGACAACCACCACAGUGACAGUGGUGGUCCUGGUAAUGGCGCUGACUCAGGUGCGGCGCGAACUUAGGCAGUGACAGUCCCUAGAAAAUCCCCACCCCACAGCAACAUGAUGCAGCGCAGGCUCUUGGUACAAGUGCAGACUGAUGCGCAGGACACAGAUUCACAGGAAUUAUCCCAGCCGGACCGGGUAUGCCCCUUCAUAUGGGAUUCAGAGCGGGCAGACGCAGGUGAUAUCAGUAUAUCGCACAGUGGCUGCGGCCGUUCGUCAACUACUAUCGGAAUGACGAAUGCAGCUCGUGCCAGCUGGACGACGAGAGUCAUAAUGCUCGGCCUGAAUCUCGUAUCGGUUCCUUCUCAACAACUCGACUGGUACAAUCAAGAAUGGGGCUUUAUCGCACCCAAGAGUACUACUGGGGUAGGACGACCACUCAUCAUGUCACUGUGGCGGGAAACAGGGGCAAGCAACCCGACAAAUGCCUUUUCCCGAAUUCCCGAACCGGCUAGGCAACAAGUAACCGCGACGCGAACUCACAGUUACCUGCAGCCAGCAGAGCAAGAACACCGGAUGGGACAUGAGCUCAAACGUGGUCGUGUGAAGUAAGACCACCAGCGGAAUUUGGCUCCGCACUCUAGCAGCGCGUCAGCUAUAUGGGCAUUGUCCAUACCAUGCGUCGUCGGCUCGGGAAAAAGAACUAUUCGAGAUGAAGGAUAAGUUGAAUGGGUCGCCGCCCAGCGAAUAUAGUUACGAUUCGCAGCAUAAGAAGGUGGGCCUCGAUUG